This is a messenger RNA of Malania oleifera, 661 nucleotides long. Its product is annotated as anaphase-promoting complex subunit 13. The coding region runs from base 217 to 408 and encodes 63 amino acids. The transcript is spliced from 4 exons. Gene Ontology annotation, biological process: protein K11-linked ubiquitination. Lineage: Eukaryota; Viridiplantae; Streptophyta; Magnoliopsida; Santalales; Ximeniaceae. The record is from RefSeq and is a predicted model, not a curated record. Gene Ontology annotation, cellular component: anaphase-promoting complex.
CUCGGCACAGCUCGUUUGCAGCCCUAGCCUGUAGUUUUUAUUUUUUUUAGAACGAAAAUGCCCUCAUAAAACCAAAAUACUCCAUAUCCAUGCUUGUCCCAUCUCUUGCAUCUCUCUUCUCAUACACCAGAUAUCUAGUUCUUCACAACCCUUCUUCCCUUCUCUCACUGGUCGCCAAAUGAUGCUUAUCGACUGAUCAAAGAUACUGCAGGGAAAAUGGCAGAGCUAAGCAUGGGAAUGUUGAUAGAUAUUGUGGAUGAGGAAUGGAUGAGAGAUACUCUCCCACAUGACGAUCUUCCUUUGCCGCCAGUAGCUGUUGUUCGGGCAGAUGAUACAGAAGACUCUAAUGAAGAGACUCAAACAAUCAAUGGAGAUGCUUGGCAUGAUCUUGCGUUGGGAUCCCAGUAACGGUUUCAAAUACUAUAGCCUUAUGUUUGGAGAGACCUUGAAUUUGGAUAAGAUGUAAUAUAAAAUUAUAUUGAAAUUUCUUUAAAUCCAAUCAAGUCCAAACUCAGGGUUUGAAAUCCAUGCUCCGAAACGCAACAUAAGGGUAGUGUCUUUGGCUGUUAUAGUUGGCUGCUGUUAGUUUAUUGUGGGAACUAUUUUGUAUUGAAUUUGGUAGGUAACUAAAUUUUAACCCAGCUGAAGGUAGUUGGAAAAA